AAACACAAUUGUUUUGAAGCAGUGAAAGAGAAAACAGAAGAACAAGAUGUUGUGACAAGGCAUUUACAGUCUGUGACCAUCAUGUAUGUGAGCUCCCUCUUGGAUAAAGAAACCAGCAUGUAUCCAGGAUCCGCAAGGGGUAACAACAACCUGCCAGUGCAAAACUUUGUGUCUACUCCACCUUAUUCAGAUUACAUGGGAUAUCAUCAUGUGCCAGCUCUGGACACCCAUGGACAGCCUGCAGGGACCUGGGGAUCUCACUACGGCCCACAGAGGGAGGACUGGAACGCUUACGGCCCAGGACCUUCCAGCACGGUUGCUGCUGCCCAGCUCAAUGGCUCAUCUCCUGUAGGGCAGGGCUCCUACAGUUCUGCUGAUUACAGCUCCCUCCAUCCCGCUGGAGCUGGGGGGUUACCUCCUGUAGAAACAAUUAAUACACAGCAAAUCUCUCCCACCAGCCAAAGGCACAGCUCUUAUGAAUGGAUGAGGAAAACGGUGCAAGCUAACACUACUGGUAAAACAAGAACAAAAGAGAAGUACCGAGUUGUUUACACAGAUCAUCAGAGACUGGAACUAGAGAAGGAAUUUCACUGCAACAGAUACAUCACAAUAAGGAGAAAGUCAGAACUUGCAGCAAACCUGGGACUAUCUGAAAGACAGGUGAAAAUCUGGUUCCAGAAUCGCCGAGCGAAAGAAAGAAAAAUGAUCAAGAAGAAAAUCUCUCAGUUUGAUGGCAGUGGGGGCUCAGCUCAGAGUGACUCUGGCUCACUCAGUCCAAAUGAAAUAUCCAGUUCUCUGUUCCCACCACCACAUGGAAUAAAUGGAUUACAGCCUAAUGACAUUCAUCAAGUCAUAGUUUCUGAAUGAACCAAAGG
Molecule: messenger RNA, 875 nt
Organism: Calypte anna (Anna's hummingbird)
Lineage: Eukaryota; Metazoa; Chordata; Aves; Apodiformes; Trochilidae
Gene: CDX4
Product: caudal type homeobox 4
Exons: 3
Coding region: 82-867 (261 amino acids)
Biological process (GO): regulation of transcription by RNA polymerase II; animal organ morphogenesis; embryo development
Cellular component (GO): nucleus
Molecular function (GO): RNA polymerase II transcription regulatory region sequence-specific DNA binding; DNA-binding transcription factor activity, RNA polymerase II-specific
Source: RefSeq, a predicted model, not a curated record